AUGACGUCGAGGCUGUGUUAUUUCGUACUGGAUGCGGCCGCGUCCAUCGGAAGAACGCUGCUUUCGCCUUUCGUAACCGUGCCGGUUCUCUUUGCGGUGACCUACCACUUGGAUACAGUCAGUCGGCUGCUUUCCCCGCUCCCACAAGGCUUGGCCUUGAUCUCACCCCCUCACCAAUCGAGCUCUCUGCUCAACGUGCUCCGCGUCGUUGUGGCUUGGGGUAUUCUACGGGCGGCAAACCGGGCACUCAGCGCUAUUGCAGCAACAUCAUGGCGGCUAGUUCCGGCGCCCGGCUGGGACUGGCCAAAUGAGAUCGCAGUCAUCACCGGGGGUUCCAGCGGCAUCGGCAAGGCCAUCGCCGAGAAACUCUCAAGUAUGGGCGUGCGGAUUGCGGUGCUGGAUAUACAAGAACUGCCAAAGGACCUUCAAGAAAACCCACGCGUCCACUUUUUUCACUGCGAUGUCACGAUAUUCAAGUCAGUCGCGGCGGCUGCGGACGCGGUCCGGAAUCAACUCGGUCAUCCUUCGAUCCUCAUCAACAAUGCCGGCAUCGCCAAGCCCAUGACAAUCCUCGAGACGGACGAGGUAUUCCUUCGCCGCAUCAUGGGCGUCAAUCUCAUGUCGAUGUGGUUCACAACGCAGCAGUUUGUGCCUUACAUGAUCGAGACCAACAAGGGCCACGUCGUCACCAUGGCUAGCAUGGCGUCCUUCAUCUCGGUGCCCACUGCGGCCGACUAUGCGGCGACUAAGGCCGGCGCCCUGGCAUUCCACGAGACGCUGUCGUUGGAACUCAAGCAUUACCACAAGGCACCGAACGUGCUCACAACCGUGGCGCACCCCAAUUUCGUCAAGACACCCCUGAUUCAAGGCUUUGCGGACAAUUUGGAACGAAAAGGACUUCGCUUACUCACUCCGGAGGAGGUUGCAAGCGACAUUGUCAAGCAGAUCAAGAAGAGAAGAGGCGGCCAGCUGAUCAUUUCGAAAGACGGCUCUUACUUGGCUGGGAUUAGAUCGUGGCCGCUGUGGCUACAAGAGGGCGUGAGGGAUAUAAUUGCUUCUGGAGCAGCCCAAAGGUAG
Molecule: messenger RNA, 1077 nt
Organism: Thermochaetoides thermophila DSM 1495
Lineage: Eukaryota; Fungi; Ascomycota; Sordariomycetes; Sordariales; Chaetomiaceae
Product: short-chain dehydrogenase/reductase-like protein
Exons: 1
Coding region: 1-1077 (358 amino acids)
Molecular function (GO): oxidoreductase activity, acting on the CH-OH group of donors, NAD or NADP as acceptor
Source: RefSeq, a predicted model, not a curated record